GCGGUGCAGCACCGGCCGCGGGAGCAGGGAGUAUUAUGGGCUGUGGGUGCCGCUGAGCAAGAUGGAGCUGUCUGCAGUGGGCGAGCGGGUCUUCGCGGCCGAAUCCAUCAUCAAACGGCGGAUCCGAAAGGGACGCAUCGAGUACCUGGUGAAAUGGAAGGGGUGGGCCAUCAAGUACAGCACUUGGGAACCCGAGGAGAACAUCCUGGACUCGCGGCUCAUUGCAGCCUUCGAGCAGAAGGAGAGGGAGCGUGAGCUGUAUGGGCCCAAGAAGAGGGGACCCAAACCCAAAACUUUCCUCCUGAAGGCGCGGGCCCAGGCUGAGGCCCUCCGCAUCAGCGAUGUGCACUUCUCUGUCAAGCCAAGCGCCAGCGCCUCUUCGCCCAAGCUGCACUCCAGCGCGGCCGUGCACCGGCUCAAGAAGGACAUCCGCCGCUGCCACCGCAUGUCUCGCCGCCCCCUGCCCCGCCCCGACCCCCAGGGUGGCAGCCCUGGCCUACGCCCCCCCAUCUCACCUUUUUCUGAGACGGUGCGCAUCAUCAAUCGCAAGGUAAAGCCUCGGGAGCCCAAGCGAAACCGCAUCAUCCUCAACCUGAAGGUGAUCGACAAGGGCACAGGCGGAGGCAGCACCGGGCAGGGGGCCGGAGCCCUCGCUCGCCCCAAAGUCCCCUCAAGGAACCGUGUCAUCGGCAAGAGCAAGAAGUUCAGUGAGAGCAUCCUGCGCACCCAGAUCCGCCACAUGAAGUUCGGCACCUUCGCGCUAUACAAUAAGCCCCCGCCUGGCCCUCUGCCUCCCCAGCCAGCGGGCAAGGCCGAUGCUGCGGCCUCCCCGGGCCCCGGGCUGCUCCUGGCCGCCCCCGCUGCCCCCUACGACGCCCGCAGCUCCAGCUCCUCCGGCUGUCCCUCACCAGCACCGCAGUCCUCCUCCGACCCUGACGACGCGCCCCCCAAGCUGCUCCCUGAGACCCUGAGCCCAGCUGCUCCCGACUGGCGUGAGCCCGAAGUGCUUGACCUGUCCAUCCCUCCUGAGGCCGCGGCUGCCAGCAAGCGGGUGCCUCCCGACGUCCCUGCUGACGCGGGCCCGGCGCUGCCCACGGCCCCCGAGCCUGCCAGUGCCGCCUCCGAGCCUGAAGCUGGGGACUGGCGCCCUGAGAUGUCACCCUGCUCCAACGUGGUGGUCACCGACGUCACCAGCAACCUUCUGACAGUCACUAUCAAGGAAUUCUGCAACCCUGAGGAUUUCGAGAAGGUGGCUACUGGGGUAGCAGGUGCCACUGGGGGUGGUGGCAGCAGUGGGGUGAGCAAAUGAGGGGGCUCCACCAAGGAGGGGGGCUUGGGGGGGCCCUCCUGCCCAAAGUCCUACGUUUGCUCCCGUGCCCACCCCUGCCCUCAGACACCUCUGCCUGUGCUUUGCUUGUUUCAGAUGGCUCGGUGUUGCCCCCCGGGAUGGGGCUGGGCAGUUGGAGCCCCCCGAAGCCCAGUGGGAGCAGCAGUCCUGGAACGGGUUAGGGCUGGGGUGGGGCGAGGGCACUUGGAAGUCCUCCCUCUUGCCCCUUGGCACCCUCCUGCCCGUGUAUGGUGGGGCCUGCUGGGUGGCUCUUCCGGAGCCCCCGAACCUGGGGUUCAGCUGCCUCCUCCGCAUCCCACUCUGUCUCUCCCCAGCUUGCUUCCAGCUCUCGCACACAGCAUCUGAUUUCUCGGUGCUAACCCGACAGCUGUGGGGCCCCUUAGGAGACCCCCUCUCAGCGGGCACGCUGUCCCUUUCCUCCCCAAACCGGAUGCCUGGGCAGGAGGGCCAGGGAUGGCAAAGCCCAGUCAGAGGUUGAGGUGAGGCCGGCCUCGGCCCCUCCCUCCACGUCAGGGAGGGUGGCAGGAGCGGGGCCAGAGGGCCAGAGGCCUGGCUCUUCCCACAAACUUUAGCACCCGACCGAAGCAGGUCCCCUUAGGCUCCACCUCGCCCCGGCUCCCUCCUCA
Molecule: messenger RNA, 1974 nt
Organism: Odobenus rosmarus divergens (Pacific walrus)
Lineage: Eukaryota; Metazoa; Chordata; Mammalia; Carnivora; Odobenidae
Gene: CBX6
Product: chromobox homolog 6
Exons: 5
Coding region: 62-1309 (415 amino acids)
Source: RefSeq, a predicted model, not a curated record